AUGAAUAUUACCGACUCAGAAGUCUUCGUAGAUACAAAAUUUUUACUUCAUAGAGUUAAGUUUUCGAUCUUACUCAUAUUACAAAUUCCAGCAUUUAUACUUUCUCUUCUCAUCUUCUUCUUUUUCAUCAAACAUCGUACUAUUAGAGAAGCACCACAUAAUCGAGCAUUGUUAAUUUUACUUAUUGUGAAUUUUAUACAAUUAUCAUUUACUUUGCCACUUAAUCUUCAUUUCUAUGCUGUUGGUUAUGUUAGUCCAGCUAUACCGACUUUUUGUACAUGGUGGACUUUUUUUGAAUUUACAUUAUAUGUUACUAGUGAAUAUCUUAUGGCUACUAUAUCAGUUCAAAGGCAUUUACUUGUUUUUAAUGGACAUAUUUUACGUAUUCGUUGGAAGCGUAUUUUAUUUCAUCAUUUACCACUUGUUUUUUGUCUUAGUUAUCCUAUAAUUUUCUAUUUUUUUGCAAUUAUUUUAUACCCAUGUGAUGGUAGUCAAUAUGAUUACACUAACAAUCUCUGUGGUUUUGCUGAUUGUUAUCUUUUAUUCAAUAAGGUUUUGGGAACAUUUGAUUGGGCCUUUAAUAAUGGCUUACCAAUGGUGAUCAAUGCAGUAGCCAAUAUUAUGCUAAUUGUACGAGUCGUUCAACAGAAAAGGCGACAACAACGACCAGUCACAUGGAAACAACAACGACGUAUGACUGUUCAGUUAUUCUGUAUUUCAAGUCUAUAUUUAGCUGCUUGGUCACCCUCUCUCAUUGUUGGAGUUGUGCAAAUUCUUGGUUUUCCUACUUUUCUUGCUGCCGUUCAAACAGACUAUUUUCUCGAUCUUAUCUAUAUCGUUUGUCUUUUUCUACCUUGGAUAUGCAUUGGUUUAUUACCUGAAUUAUUAGUAUGGAUUAAAACAUUAUGUCAUUGUCAGCAACGACACAAUGCAGUGGGAACUGUUGUAACACGAACUCAGUUGCACAUAUUACAGUAA
This is a messenger RNA of Adineta steineri, 978 nucleotides long. Lineage: Eukaryota; Metazoa; Rotifera; Eurotatoria; Adinetida; Adinetidae. The record is from the annotation of a GenBank genome assembly.